This is a messenger RNA of Bursaphelenchus xylophilus (pine wood nematode), 1053 nucleotides long. The record is from the annotation of a GenBank genome assembly. NCBI's taxonomy places the organism in Eukaryota, Metazoa, Nematoda, Chromadorea, Rhabditida, Aphelenchoididae.
AUGCCGAAACACGAAUUUUACUACCAUUUUGCGUUGGCGUCAACAGCGAUCAGUGCACUGACGACAAUCGCCCUUCUUGUUACCGUCCCACUUCUUUGUUCCCGCGCGAACGACCAUCGGUUGUUCAUCGAGCAGAAGGCCAACCUCUUUCGAGAUGAGACAAAUAAAAUAUGGGCCGAACUCCAUCCCGGCCAUAAAGUCGUUGUUCAUGAUCCCAAGACCGGCGCCCCAGCGAACGAGCCGAUUUUCUUCUCGCUUCGGCAGAAGCGUUCUCCAUGGGAUCGACAGAUCUGUCAAGGCUGUAAUCCUCUGAACUGUCCAGCCGGUAUGCCCGGAAACCCUGGUCCGCCUGGCGAAGACGGAAGCCCAGGAGACGCUGGAAUGCCUGGACGUUCCGGUGAAGACGGACUGGACGUGGAAUUGGCACCAGAAGAUGAUUUACCUUGCGUUAUUUGCCCCGGAGGCCCACCGGGAAUGAGAGGACUGCAAGGAGAACGUGGGCAGCCAGGUCUUGCAGGCCCGACUGGUCAGGCAGGCCCCGAAGGACAUCCUGGGCCCGAAGGACCCCCAGGAUUUCCAGGAAAGCCUGGCCCAGCCGGUUUUAAGGGUCACGAAGGACCACCAGGACCAUCCGGAGAAACAAUCAUCGCCGGAGUCGGCAUUAAAGGACCCAAGGGCCCGCCCGGUCCGGCCGGACCAAAAGGGCCUAAUGGAACACCUGGAAAGGCCAGCCGUGAAGUUGGAGUUCCGGGCCAGGCAGGACCACAAGGACCAAUGGGACCACCUGGUGCUGAAGGAAAGACCGGCGAAGAAGGACCCUUUGGACCGCCAGGAGAGCCUGGACAACCUGCUAGUUAUUGUGCUAGUGACUGUGGAGUUGCUCAAAUAUUAGCCCCGUCAAUAAACCACGCAAAGCUGGCGGCCGAGCAAGAUGUGUCAAGCAAUGCAGGAUCCAUUGGGAGUUAUGACAGCAGUGUUGUCGAGAGUAUUGGCCACAACAAUGCGUAUGGAGGCGCUGGAUAUUACUCUUCAGGGGGAUACGGAAGGAAAUAA